UUUACGGAUCAAGGAGCUUAGCGAUCACAGCUUUCGACAUUUGUUUUCUUGACCGUUUCUUUGAUUACUUUUAGCGAACUUGUCCGAGAAACACAGCCCCGACGACCUUAUGUCUUUUGGAGCAUUAGUUAUGGAUUCGUGGUGAUGGAAUAUGAAAUCGAUGUUUUAGCGGUAUCAACUGUGAUUUCCUUGACGUGAUUAUAGUGCGUGGUUGUCGGAAGCGUGCAUUGUUCAACCGACGAGGAGAGUAUACUUCGAGACUCCGAAUCCACGAUGCAGAUUUGCACGCGCACAGGCGUUGUCGUGAUCAGCCCUGACUUAUGUAGUUGUUGAGUCUGAGCGAAUCCACAUGUUCAAUCCAAGCUCCAGCGUCUUCAUGAAUUCCGAGCAACUAUGAUCUGUGAAUGAGAGCGUACCUAGAAAAACUUAAAGAACACUGAACGAACAAACAAUCCUCAGUCGCGGCUGGUCAUACACAGCUAUGGCAAGGAUGAAGUUUAGAUGUCCUGGAUUGAACCACUCCAUACAUUCUUCCGAUCUGACAGAAAAGAGCCGUCACUUAAUUGUCCUACCUAUACCUGAUGAUCUGCCCUCCUCUAUUGGAAUAUUUGACUGCAAUGCUAACGUCGAGAGGUCUGGUAGGAUUACCUGGGCCCUCGAAGUGCUUAUAAAGUAUAUGCAAGUGAUAGAUAUUAAGAAUAAUCCGACGAUGGACCUCGAUAUAUCAUAUCCGACAUGGAUAGGAGAAAAGCUAAUUUUGCUACUUCUCCCAAAACCACUAGCAUGUUGCGUUUGUGGUUUCGGUGACGGUCCAAUUCGACCUGUGGAAACAUGUGCCUGGUUUGAAAACGAUACCUCCACGAAUGAUUCAGGAAGCGAGUGUCGACUAGAGCAAGAGAUCAAGCUCGACGUGGAAGAACUACCCUGCAAAACAAAAGAACAAAUUAAUAAGACCUUGAUAAACUUAACCUCGCCUGUGGACAAAGCAGCGGAUGAUUUUACGAAACUGAAGGUGAUGGACUUCGAAUCUGCGUCAAUCUCCGACCCACUCCUUCCCACUAAGGAAGAACAUUUACAGAAAUCCUUACUUGUGCUCGAAGAUGCGGGAGGCCAGACCAACUUGGAAGCAGAUGACAAGCUUGUGAAAACGAUUUCUCAGAUACGUUCUUCUAACGGCUGUGAAAUGUGGAACUUUUCUGAAUUUCCGGAUUCGCACGAUGUGGAGCCUUGUUCUAUACCUAUAGUCAGAAAUCAGAAGCCUAAUGAUCCUGAGGUUCUCAACGACCUUGCAUGCCUGCUGGACAGCGUCGGUUCCAUAGCUCCCAUGAGUGAGGAAUAUGCUCCAGAACUUCAAAUAAAAAAGCAGCCUCCUGAUCCACAGAAUGGUCCUCACUCUGUUUCUGUGAGGGAGAACAUGAUGGAAGAGGUGAGCAUGGUUUCAAAUGUAGAGACAAUGGGAGUAAGUUUCAGGCUCCAAAAAAUGUCUAAGAAGCUGGAGCUCAUAAAAGUUGACCGAUUUGAGCAAAUUCCAAGCCCAGAACAUCGGUCUCAUGAUAUUUCGGACGCGAAUGUUGCAUCGAGAUUCGUGGACUUCGUGGAUUUAACUAGUUCAGAUGAUUCCUUUCUUAAGAAUUCGAUGCCUUCUGAUGCUAAACCAAAAAAUGAUAAAAUACGUCAAGAGCAUCAAGUACCAAUUGAAAUGGGAGCUUCAGGGACGACCUUAAAGUUCACGGGUAAGGGAUCUCCCUGCACAGUCCCAGAUCACGACAAUUCAGAUCAUUCGACAAUAUCAGACGAGAAAACCACGUGCUCAACUGGUUCUGAGUUGCACUCUUUCAAUAUCGGCGUCGUCAAAGGUGUCAAGGAUUCAUCAGUCAUGAACGGAAAGCAUGCUCAUAUGGGAGACACCAGUCAUAAAAAUAAUUCUCAAAUCCUCCAGAAUGCGAGUGAGCAUGUACUUGAACAACAAUACGAAAGGCAAGAUAGAUCGUGUCAUGGUGCAGAGACAAUAAAUCGACUAAGAGGAUCCACAUCAUUUUCUCCACCUGCCUCUGAAAUCAUCCCCACGGCAUUCACAGAACCGCCUCACACGACACCUACGACACCUUCAAGUCACCCAACAACUGAGGGAUUAAGUUUCAAGAAAUGCAUAGGAUCACAAGAAACGAAGGUAAUGAACAAUAAACUUCUUCUUAUAGUAGUUGCAAAUACCACGCAACCAAAUGGGCCUGUUCUUCUGCAGAGGAGAAGUUCCUAUCAGAGAAUUCUCGCGCUUGAGAACGAACAACUGCAAAUUGUGGAAAGAGAACACCUUCUUCCCGUCGAUCUAUUUCUAAGCCCAUCAACAUGCUUGAUAGUCUACACAGCAGCGACAAUGAAGAUUAAUUGGAGGAAAAAUUCCGGUCACGCUUUCAAGGAAAUUUCUGCCUUUAUUGAUGCCAUCAUUAUCAACUGUCACAUGAAGGCCAUGAGCUACUCUUUCGAAAAUUGCUUCGUGAUUUUUGAAGGAGAACCAGCAUUCACCUCGUCUGUCCUCAGAAGCACACCAAAGUUGGCCGAAGCUGCUGCGGGGUUUGGUAUGCAAGUGCACUGCUUCGUGUCGGGCAAUCCGCAGUGUACUGAAGAUCUCGUCUUGACGUGCAUUGAAAGAGUUCGGCAGGAGGCUAAGAAACCAUAUUCAUUCCCGAUGCCAGAAUGCAUGACCGAUGGCGAACUGUUUCUUGAUCAAUUUCCCUCGAUUAAUCCAUUGACCGCACACGCCAUCCUCUGCCUCGGUGUUCCUCUUUCAAAGUUUGUGCUCUGGUCGCACGAUGAUAUGGCAAGAUCUCUUCAAGACUUUGGGGUGCCUAAGGAAAGCUUGAAGCUGUUCAAAUUACAUUACGACAAUGGAAGACUAACGGAAGAACAAUGGCCAGGAAGUACCAUGCAUUCGGAAGAAACACAUCAGGACAUUUUCCCUUCUCUCUCACCAGCUUUUGACGAAUAUGGUGACUUUGACCUAGACAUCUCUGAUGGCCUCGCAAACAGCGAGCACGGAGACUUGUUUUGCUCUCCUCCUGACCGUAUUCUUGGAUUGGAUCUACUCGGUGAUCGUCCACCGAGUGAUGAACACAUCGCUUCUAACCCUCCUCUGUGUGGGCCUGCUUUGCGAUUGGAUCCCAAAUUCUUUGAAGACUUUACAUCAGAAAAGUGUUUUAACUUCUGGGAUGAACCCCACCCAGAGUCUGAACUCGAUCAUUCACCUGUUGAACCAUGGCGCGAACAAAUUAGACCUACACAACGGACAAUCACACAACCCAAAAUUGAUCGGUCGAAGAAGCCGAAGUACAUCCAAAGUUGUCUAGAUAAAUGGAUUGAUGACAUGAAGCGAGAGAAGAAAAAAUUCGUCGAUCGUACCAAUCGGGAAUCCGAGCGCGGGUCUACAUUCGACCCAACAAGAGCAUCAAUCUCUUCGGGGACUAGCCACCAGGAUAUCUUUUCAACUUUGAAAUUUGAGUCCAAUCCUCCAAGUAAACGGGAGAACGAAGAAAGCGUCAUUAAGAACAAACUCCUUGGGAAGCGAGCAGCGUCCGCUCUAGAUCUCUUUCGUCACCAAAAGGGAAAGUCUCUCCCAUUGCCGAAGAAGCUUAAGCUACCAUUCCGCCCUCAUCUCCGUUCCGCUGUGAUUGACAUUCCCUCUAUCCACGCAGCACAAGCUGCACGCCUCUCCAAGCGCAUCUGCUUUAACCCCGUCUCCAACCCCUCGAGAUUUUCCCGCCCAUCGUAGGCACGCUUCCUCAACUCGCCCUAAUGGCUGGUUCAAUUCGUGUGGAAGACACAGAAUCCGAUAUCUUCUAACAUGGCGGUUGAGCCUAGAAUCGAGGCAAAUUUGCAUGCUCUCUGAGUUUCUGUGAGAGAAUCUGGUUCAAGUCAACUCGAUUACGCUACCGAAUCAAUCGAACACGUGAAACUGAAUUUUGAAUUGAGGAAUGCUGACACUGUCCAUAGUAGAGGCGGGAGAUGCUACUGCUCUUGUUCAUACUAACAUGUUUCUCUUGGUAUGAUGCAGUAUAGUAGUUUGCACAGACAUCGAUAGGAACUGGUGUGUCUUGAAUCAUAGGAUCACAGCAAGUCACAAAUUCAUGAAAUAUCGAUUUGUAUGUCAAAAGACUCCUGAAUUCUUGGCUUCGUUUCCAAGAGCAGCGUUCGUGUAUGUACUGUAACCCCAAAAGGCUCAAUUGAAGAAAGAUUGCGUCAGCGCGUAAGUUGUCGUUCCUAUUUUUUGAUGAAAUAUUCUCGGUGCUCUCA
This is a messenger RNA of Physcomitrium patens, 4287 nucleotides long. Lineage: Eukaryota; Viridiplantae; Streptophyta; Bryopsida; Funariales; Funariaceae. The record is from RefSeq and is a predicted model, not a curated record.